Molecule: messenger RNA, 1991 nt
Organism: Nelumbo nucifera (sacred lotus)
Lineage: Eukaryota; Viridiplantae; Streptophyta; Magnoliopsida; Proteales; Nelumbonaceae
Product: protein DETOXIFICATION 40-like
Biological process (GO): xenobiotic detoxification by transmembrane export across the plasma membrane
Cellular component (GO): membrane
Molecular function (GO): xenobiotic transmembrane transporter activity; antiporter activity
Source: RefSeq, a predicted model, not a curated record
CGAAUUCUUUCAGUUUCAGUACAAGCUAUAGAAUCAAUAUAAACCCACCACUCAUGCUCUUUAACAAGUCAGAGGUAGAACUUUCACAAACCAGCUACAGUUAGCACUGUAUAAAUCCAUUAAAAUUUCUUUCCCCGUCAUCUCCCCUGAUAUAACCCACCCAGAAAAUAAAAAAUAAAAAUGGAGACGUCUGGGGAAGAGCUCAAUCAGCCCAUCUUACAUUCAAAAUCUCCGGCUGCAUCUAUUUCACGGCAACAAUCGGCGGCGGAGCAGGAAUGGAGCAAAGAACUCGAACAGAUACUGUCGGACAUGCAGAUGCCAGCGUUCAAGCGUUACCGAGUUGCCACCUGGAUCGAACUGAAGCUCCUCUUCUACCUUGCUGCCCCUGCUGUCAUCGUAUACAUGAUCAACUAUGUUAUGUCCAUGUCCACCCAGAUCUUCUCUGGCCAUCUCGGCAACCUCGAACUCGCGGCCGCCUCCCUCGGCAACACCGGUAUUCAGAUUUUCGCUUACGGUCUCAUGUUGGGCAUGGGAAGUGCAGUCGAGACGCUGUGUGGGCAGUCAUACGGGGCUGGCAAGUAUGAAAUGCUGGGCAUCUAUCUCCAGAGAUCGACAAUUCUGCUUAUGGCAACUGGGAUUCCACUGGCAGUGAUAUACAUCUUGUCGAAGCCACUGUUGAUCUUCCUGGGUGAAUCACCGGAGAUCGCAUCGGCGGCAGCGAUGUUCGUCUACGGCCUCAUCCCACAGAUAUUCGCAUACGCUGCCAACUUCCCGAUACAGAAAUUCCUGCAAGCCCAGAGCAUAGUGGCCCCCAGCGCAUACAUAUCGACGGUCACGUUGGGGGUGCAUCUGCUGCUAAGCUGGUUGGCUGUGUAUAAGCUGGGCAUGGGGUUAUUGGGAGCGUCGUUGAUAUUGAGUCUGUCGUGGUGGAUCAUCGUGGGAGCCCAGUUCCUGUACAUAGUGAUGAACGAAAAGUUUAAGUACACGUGGACAGGCUUCAGCGUGCAAGCUUUCCAUGGUUUGCCGGCCUUCCUCAAACUGUCGGUGGCAUCGGCGGUGAUGCUCUGCUUGGAGACUUGGUACUUUCAGAUACUGGUUUUGCUUUCUGGGUUGCUCAAGAAUCCUGAGUUGGCGUUGGACUCUCUCUCUAUUUGCACGACGGUUUCUGGAUGGGUGUUCAUGAUUUCAGUCGGCUUCAACGCAGCUGCAAGUGUUCGGGUAAGCAACGAACUGGGUGCCGGAAAUCCGAAGGCGGCAGCAUUCUCAGUAUUGAUAGUUACUUCGUUGUCAUUCAUAAUAUCGGUGGUGGCGGCCAUAAUCGUCCUCCUUCUACGGCAUGUUAUCAGCUACGCCUUCACCGACGGUGAAAGGGUGGCCAAUGCCGUCUCCGACUUGUGCCCGCUGCUGGCCAUCACCCUCAUCCUCAACGGGGUCCAACCCGUGCUAUCAGGUGUGGCGGUUGGAUGUGGAUGGCAAGCUUUUGUUGCAUAUGUGAACGUGGGAUGUUACUAUGUGGUUGGGGUCCCCGUGGGGGUUCUACUCGGUUUUAAAUUCGAUCUGGGUGCUAAGGGUAUUUGGUCUGGAAUGAUCGGCGGCACCACAGUCCAAACUCUCAUUUUGAUUUGGGUUACGUACCGGACAAACUGGAAUAAAGAGGUGGAGGAAGCCAUGAAACGAUUAGAGACAUGGGACGAAAAGAAAGAGCCGCUGUUGAAAGAUUAAACAAGAUUCUGAAUGAUGGGUGAAUAUCGGAUAUUUAUUGUUAGUGAUGGCAAUCAUCUUAUUCUACUGGUGCUCGAGAGCUUCCAGAAAAAUUAUCGGUAGAUAUUCAUUUCACGCUUCAUUAAUUCAGUCAAUUGUGCUCAUUAAUUGGACGACAUCAGCUGAUCUACUCACUGGUGUAUUACAUUCGCUUUUAGUUCUAUGUUUCUAUGUUAUGUUCUUUAUUUAAAAAAUAAAAAUUAAAAAAAGGGUGUUCAUCUUUUGGAUUU